AUGCCACUCCAAAAACGCGGAACAAGCCUCCAGUACAAUAACUCUGCGACCAUGUUCUCGGCAUACAAUGGUCCUGUCAAGACCUAUCAAGUCGUCAAUACGAAAGCGUUCAAUACUCGUCACCUGCAGAUCCGCCACAACAACCGGCCACUCCUGUGGGCAGAAACGAAGCGAUCGUUCUUCUCCGCUCCGCAGACCAACCUUCACAAAGGCUCCAUGAAUGGACCUGUUGUCGCGGCUGUGAAGCUUCGAACAAUGAGUUCGAGCUUCCUUGUUGCAUACGGCGAUGCUGUUGGCCGGGAUCUAUGGGAGAAAGUCCAAAGCGGGAUCUUUAGCAACAAGCAGUAUGGCUUUAUGUUGCAAGGACGCCAUUUCUGUUGGAGAAGAACGCACGACAAAUUUCUAGGAGCGUCUAGGAUGGGCAGCCAGGACUUCAAGCUCCUGGAUGCUGCGAACGAUAAGGUACUGGCGGCAUAUAUGAACCAAAAUUGGAGCAUGAGUUCUGGCGAUGGUAGAAUUGAUUGGUACGUGGAGCUGGGCCAGGCACUUGAGAUUAUGGCCAUACCAGUGCUGCUCGGGCUGGAGAUGAGGAUUCGAGCGGCUCAUGCCGCGGGUGCAGCUGGUGCAGGGGAAGGCGGAGGCGGAGGCGGAGGAGGCUGA
Messenger RNA from Fulvia fulva, 660 nucleotides. RefSeq lists its product as uncharacterized. The record is from RefSeq and is a predicted model, not a curated record. The transcript has 2 exons. Lineage: Eukaryota; Fungi; Ascomycota; Dothideomycetes; Mycosphaerellales; Mycosphaerellaceae. The coding region runs from base 1 to 660 and encodes 219 amino acids.